UGUAAGAAGCCCUCACAAAGUGAACAUCUUGUAUAGGGAUACAGCACGUGUCCUGUGUGGCAGGGUCGUACUGUGCUAGUGAUGCUCCUGUAUCAGAGGUGGGCCUGGGUCAAGGGUGGAAGGGCUGACAGAGGAUUUGUGUUGAAGGCUGCAUCACAGUGUUUUAUUUUUGGCAGUGGGACCCAUCUGACCGUCAUUGGUCAGCCCAAGUCAGCGCCAUCUGUCAUACUGUUUCCGCCCUCCCAUGAGGAGUUCAGUGCCAACAAGGCCACCCUGGUGUGCCUCAUCAGUGACUUCUACCCCAGCAGUUUGACUAUGGCCACUGUCACCCAGGGUGUGGAGACCACUAAGCCCUCCAAACAGCAACAACAAGUACACAGCCAGCAGCUAACUGAGCCUGUCACCUGGCCAGUGGAAAUCUCACAGCAGAUUCACCUGCCAGAUCACAUAUGAGGGGAGCACCAUGGAGAAGAAUGUGGUCCCCGCAAAGUGCUCUUAGGUCAUGAGACCCCCACCCACCUAAUGGAGUCUAGAGCCAUGGGAUUUCCAGGAACGACACCCCUGGGACUAGUUCAUUCCAGCCAUUCACCCAGUACCCAAUCCACACUCAAUAAAUUGUGUAUAUUCAAUCAAAAA
Suricata suricatta (meerkat) is the source of this 636-nucleotide messenger RNA. Its product is annotated as immunoglobulin lambda-like polypeptide 5. The transcript has 3 exons. Gene Ontology annotation, molecular function: MHC class II protein complex binding. Gene Ontology annotation, cellular component: MHC class II protein complex. Gene Ontology annotation, biological process: immunoglobulin production involved in immunoglobulin-mediated immune response; antigen processing and presentation of exogenous peptide antigen via MHC class II; positive regulation of T cell activation. The coding region runs from base 82 to 453 and encodes 123 amino acids. The record is from RefSeq and is a predicted model, not a curated record. NCBI's taxonomy places the organism in Eukaryota, Metazoa, Chordata, Mammalia, Carnivora, Herpestidae.